AUGCGCUGGCAUCAUUCCUUGGCUCUUCCGUUAUCAAUCACAUGCGUUACACUAGGACUUAAUACCGAUCGUCAGUUGCGCAGUACCACGACGUAUUAUGAACAGAGAAAGAAAGCGGCUGCUAUCGUGAAACAUUUCAUGGUACUUCUUGACACUAAUGGAAAUAACAAUAAGGAAGUGAAAAAUGGAGUCCCAGGACUGUCUAUAGGUGUUUCACGUAACGGUCGAUGCAUCUGGAAACAAGGAUACGGUUACGCAGAUGUGGAACAGCUGGUACCAUGCAAAAGCGACACAGUGAUGAGAAUUGCCAGCAUAAGCAAACCAAUAACAGCUGCCCUUGCUGCACGUUUGGUUCAGCGCGGAAAGCUGGAUUUGGAUGCUUCUGUUCAGGACUAUGUGCCGGAUUUCCCAAAAAAGAAAUAUAACGAGAAAGACGUUACCAUAACAAUCCGUCAGCUUUUGAGCCAUACAAGUGGUAUAAGACAUUACAAAACGGUUACCUUUUUUUCUCUCACUUUGCUAAAACGUUGGUCUUGUUCCCGCUGA
Messenger RNA from Acanthocheilonema viteae, 546 nucleotides. Lineage: Eukaryota; Metazoa; Nematoda; Chromadorea; Rhabditida; Onchocercidae. The record is from the annotation of a GenBank genome assembly.